Messenger RNA from Phaedon cochleariae (mustard beetle), 1176 nucleotides. The record is from the annotation of a GenBank genome assembly. NCBI's taxonomy places the organism in Eukaryota, Metazoa, Arthropoda, Insecta, Coleoptera, Chrysomelidae.
AUGAGUUGUCCAAUAAAUUCAGAGGCUAUUGACAAAUUGAAACAAUUCAUCCAAGUAUGUAAAUCAAAUCCUGACAUCCUUCACCUACCAGAUUUGAAAUUCUUCAAAGAUUAUAUUCAAUCUUUGGGUGGCUAUAUUCCCGAGUUGCCCAAGAUGUCUGGUCCGAAAGCAGAACCCAAACAAGAACCUGAAGAAUCAUUCGAAGACAAUAUUGAAUCAGAUCCCGAGUCAGAUCUAGAGUUGGACAUGACGGGCUGUGUGGAACCAGAUAAGUUAGAUGACAAUCAGAAAAUGGGCGAUGCUUCCAAGGAAAUCACUGAGGAAGAGUCUGAUAAAGCCGAUGAGAAACGUAUUGAAGCCAUGUCUCAGCUAUCAGAGGGAAACAUCCAAAAUGCCAUUGAAUUGUUCACUGAAGCUAUUGAGUUGAACCCAAACAGUGCUCUUUUGUUUGCCAAGAGAGGUCAAGCAUACCUGAAGCUCAACAAGCCAAAUGCAUGUAUCAGAGACUGCACAAGAGCUUUGGAAUUGAAUUGUGAUUCAGCAACUGCUUACAAAUUCAGAGGUAGAGCUUACAGACUGCUGGGUGAAUGGGAACUAGCAGCUAAGGAUCUCAGGCAAGCUUGUACCAUUGAUUUUGAUGAGCAAAUUGAUGAAUGGUUGAAGGAAGUCACACCAAAUGCAAAGAAAAUUGAAGAACAUUCAUUAAAGAAAGAACGCAAGAAGAAGGAGAAAGAGGAAACUGAAAGAUUUGAAAGGGUUAGGAGGGCAAGAGAGGCCCAUGCUGAGGCAGCAGCAAAGCACAAAGAUGAGGAGAUGCCUUCUGCUACUGAAUCAGGAGCUGGUGGUGUUCCUGGAAUGGGGGAUUUCUACAAAUUGUUGCAAGAUCCUGAGAUAAUGACUGCUUUUCAGGAUCCUGAGGUAGCAGCUGCAUUCCAAGACAUUUCAACAAACCCAGCCAACUUUGUGAAAUAUCAGUCCAAUCCAAAGGUGAUGGCAUUGGUGUCUAAAUUGUCCAGUAAAUUUUCCGGUUCAGGAAUGGGCUUUCCAGGGUUUGGGGAAGCAGGCGCUGGAGCAGGCUUCCCAGGAUUCCCAGGUUUCCCAGGUUUUCCUGGAGCAGGAAUGGGUGGGGCUGCCCCACCACCGCCCAAACCAUCAGAAGAUGAUAAUUUGGAUUAG